Molecule: messenger RNA, 2436 nt
Organism: Pseudonaja textilis
Lineage: Eukaryota; Metazoa; Chordata; Lepidosauria; Squamata; Elapidae
Gene: PUM3
Product: pumilio RNA binding family member 3
Biological process (GO): regulation of translation
Cellular component (GO): nucleolus
Molecular function (GO): mRNA binding
Source: RefSeq, a predicted model, not a curated record
GGAAAAAGAGAGGAAGCCUGGGAAAAAGCGGCACACGUGCGGCCGGUAGCAGCAUUAAAUUAAUGGACACCAAGAGGAAAUUUAUUGGUAAAGGUGGAAAAACUGGGCGUGGUAAAAAGAAGUUUACAAAGAAUAAUGAUCCUGGUCAUCCAAAGAGAGUCAUUAGAAAAAAUGAAGAUAUCAAACCCAAAUUUAAAUCUAAGAAAAUUGAAAAAGGAAGUAAAAAACCUGAUAAAACUGGCGUGAAACAUUGGAAAAGUAAGCAACUGUCAGGGAAUGUUUCCAGAAAGCGCAAGCUUCAAGGUGAAACAGAAGGCUCACAAACUAAAAAGCCUAAGUGGGCUGACAUCAAGAAGAAAAAGAAGGAGCUAAAACAGAGCCGUCAGCUGAGUGACAAGGCCAAUUAUGACAUAAUUAUUAAAGGAAAACAAAUUUGGGAAACUCUGCGGCGAAAAAACUGUGACAAGGAAAAACGCAAGAAGCUGUUGAGUGAUCUUCAGAAGUUACUUCAUGGAAAAAUUAAAGAUAUGGCAUUUGCUCAUGAUUCCACACGUGUCAUUCAGUGUUAUAUUCAGUUCGGCAAUGAAAAACAAAGGCAAGAAGUAUUUGAAGAAUUAAAAGAAAGCUUCACAGAAUUAAGUAAGUCCAAGUAUUCUAGAAACAUUGUGAAGAAACUUCUCAUGUAUGGAACAAAGCCACAAAUUGGAGAAAUAAUCAAAAGUUUUAAAGGUCAGGUUAAAAAGAUGUUACGGCAUGCUGAAGCAUCUGCAGUGGUGGAAUAUGCCUACAAUGAUAAAGCCAUUCUUGAGCAGCGGAACAUGUUGACAGAGGAGCUUUACGGUAAUACCUUCCAGGUCUAUAAGACAGCAGAUCAAUCAACCUUGGGUCAAGUCCUAGAGAUUCAGCCUGAAAAGCGAGAAGCCAUUAUGGAUGAGAUGAAACAGAUCCUUACUCCAAUGGCUCAAAAAGAAGCUGUAAUAAAGCAUUCAUUGGUACAUAAAGUUUUUUUGGACUAUUUUACUUACUCUCUCCCUAAACAGAGAUCUGAAAUGAUUGAAGCAAUUAGAGAAGCUGUUAUUUACUUGGCACACACCCAUGAUGGCGCCAGAGUAGCCAUGCAUUGCUUGUGGCAUGGGACUCCCAAGGACAGAAAAGUGAUUGUAAAAACAAUGAAGACAUAUGUUGAAAAAAUAGCUACAGGUGAAUUUUCACAUUUGGUUUUGCUGGCAGCAUUUGACUGCAUUGAUGAUACUAAGCUUGUGAAACAAUUGAUUCUAUCUGAAUUGAAUGGUAAUUUAGCCACUGUUAUAAACAACAAAUAUGGAAGGAAAGUCCUGCUGUAUUUAUUGAGUCCACGGGACCCAACGUAUUUUUCCCCGGCAAUAAUCAAAAUCCUGCAACAGGGGGAUGAAAAUGCUCACAGUAAAAAGGAUGCAGAUGUUCGCCAUAAAGAGCUUCUGGAAGCCAUUUCCCCUCCCUUAUUACAGCACCUGGGUGCACACGCUGAAGAAAUGGUGAUGGACAAAGCUGCAUUCAUUGUAGUGACAGGCAUCCUCAAGGCCGCUGUCGGUGAUGUCCAGCCCGCAAUGAAAGCCAUCUCUGCUCUUGCUGCAAGAAAGUUGAUUCCGGGGGGACAAGAUGGACAGCUUCACAUUGCUGAACAUCCAGCCGGUCAUUUGGUGCUUAAGUGGCUAAUAGAGCAAGAUGAGAAGAUGAGUCAAUCUGGCAGAGAAGGGUGUUUUGCAAGAAUCCUGAUAGAACAUGUGGAAAUUGACCUUCUAAAGACCUGGGUGGAUGUGAAUCGUGGUGCAAUUAUUCUCUGCCGUCUUCUUCAGAGCUCUGAUCAAGAAGUUGCAACACAAGUCAAAGAUGGACUAAAGAGUGUUAUUCCAAAGCUAAAAAGGACUAAAGACUGUACAGCAGCAGCAAAGGCAUUGCUGGAGAAAUUAUUAUCCUAAUUUAAUCAUUAUUCAGUUCCUCUAUGAGAGGGGUAUCAAACUCAAGGCUUGUGGGCCAAGUCUGGCCUGCGGGGGGCUUAGAUCUGAUCCGUGGGGCCACCCUGGAAACAGCGAGGGACUGGCCUUCAGUGUCUCUGCCAGCAAAAAUGAAGCUCAGGCGGGCCACGUGAGGCACACCUGAGCUCCAGCUUUACUGCCAGAGGGUUGCAGGAGGCCAUCGCAGCCGGAAACGGAGCUGGGGGGGCGUUUUCGCUGGCAGAGCACUCAAGCUGCCACAGGCAUGAGUGACGUCAACCUGGCCCCGCACCCCCUGCCCCCCCCCCCCCAAGGACAAACACAACCCUGAUGUGGCCUUCAAUUAGAGUUUGACACCCCUGCUCUGUGACAACUAGACACCUUUUUCAAAGAAAUGGAAAAAAAUAGAUUUUGGACAGUGUUGGGUUAACUUUAAAACAAUUACACAAUUUGUCAAUAAAUU